Adineta ricciae is the source of this 429-nucleotide messenger RNA. Lineage: Eukaryota; Metazoa; Rotifera; Eurotatoria; Adinetida; Adinetidae. The record is from the annotation of a GenBank genome assembly.
AUGCCAACAUUUAGUGUCCGGCAGCGACGCACUGAAAAUCCCUUACGCGAACGUUUACUCGUUCGAAAAUUCAUCACCCAACUAGAAACAUAUUACUUCUAUCAGCAACAACAACAAAUGCAAUGGCAAUACUACAAAGAACAAGAAGCUAUGACAUCGAAUAAUGCUCAAGUCAAUCAACAAAAUGAACAAAUAAGUCAGAUGGAUGUCGAUCGAGAACUUGAUGAACAAACCGAACAUGAAGAUGAUCCAUCGAACAUCAACGAUGAGUCAAGUGAAGAUGAGGAUGAUUCGGUCUGUUCAAUUGUUAUGUCAACAAGCGAUGAUCAUACCAAUUGUGAUUCACUUGAUACAUCGGAUUUAAUGAAAAAUUAUGCCUUAAUGCUUGAAGUUCCAACAACUUUGACAACAACAAAAGAACAAAUCUAA